AUGAUGGCUGAUCUGUCAAGAGAAAAAUAUGUGGAGACUAAUAGGCAAAUGCAGAAGCACAAGGACAAAGCUUUUGAACAAUUAACUGCACAGAUGAAUGAGGCAUUUAAGAUUGAAGAUGAUCGACUUGCUAGAGGAGCUGCAGAGGUAGAACACGAAUACCAACUGAAAAACAAAGAGAAAGAAGCAAAAGAAAAGGCUGCCAUUGAAUCGAUUGCUGAACACAGAGCUUAUGUGAUGAAGAUGAAAGUGGAAAAGGAGAGAGAGGAAAAAGCGGAGGAUGAGAAGGAUCGUAAUCAAUGGAUGACAGCAGAUCGGAUCUACUUGGAAAAGGAAAAGGCCAAGAAACAAAAACAACGUGAUGCAAACAUGGAAGUACAGAAAAUUCAGAUCCAGCAAAUGGCUGAAAAACAGGCCAAAAAAAAGCAGGAAAAGCAAGCAGAUCUGGACUACGAUGCUCAGCAAGAAGCUGCUUUUUGUAACAAUCGAGCAUUUCAGCGAUAAAGACAUGCUCCUUUUACUACUUCAAGCUUUUUUCAUCAAGCAGAAAGAAUGAAAACUUCUAUUAAAGCCUUUUGAUUGCAGAAGCUGGAGCCUUCAGAAGAAGUAUUGACCACAGCAGAAGUGGUGCUGAAAUCUGCAGAGCUUGAUAAUGCUCCAAAUACAUCCCUAAGUGCAUAUUUGCGCAUUCUCACUACCAUGCAAUUGGUGAGUUAAAUGGGUUGUUAGUCUACCUCCACAGCAGCAAGAAGCAAGGUGGACUGCAGUCUCAUUUCCUACUCAGCUUCAAGAAAUGCCCUGUUCUGCAGAUUAUGGAUGUCUGCAUUUGAAGUCUACAGCCUGCUUCCAUGAGGCUUAUCCCUUUUACUUUGAACAUCUACAGAAAUAUCAAACUCAAGUACCAGAAAACAAUUCUUCCUUUCAGUGUACUUACAGUGAAGUAGUAAUCCUGUGUAACUUUCAAGCGUAUUGGCUAAAUAUGGAUUUAAUUACCCAAAUUCAGCAUGAAAAAAACCAGCAUGAAUCAUGAUGUCACUUUAUUCCACUGAGUUUGAGAGGCUUUGUGUGCUUGCUUUAAAUGACUAAUCCUAGUUAGUAAUACUCCAUAAAACUAGGCAAAAUACCCCUCAAUAUUUUAAGAACAUGAAGAAUUACUCGAGGUUCUAAAAUUUUCAGUAACAAAGCAUUUUGGUAAUAUUUGAUUGUCUUUUACAGUUGUCCUAUGUGAAAGGCAAGAAUGGAAAGUUGCUUGUGGGAAUAAUACAGAAGACUAAAAUCAGUUUGUUUAUGAUAUGUUGAAGAACACAGGAAGAAAAGACAGGGACUAGGCUAAGAGAACAGCUCCUUUUGCAAGUAGAAGCAGUUGAAAGCUAUUGAACAGACUGAGAUAAACAGAAAGCUGAGCUUGUUCAACCUGGCUAGGGAGACUGCUUAGGAGACUAAAUAGUGACCUAAUUAACAGCCUAUAGCUGCUUGAAGGGUAGUUACAGAUACAGCAAAGCCAUACUCUUCUUGGCAUAGUCAGGCUUUUGAUAGAACAAAUUGUGACAUCAGGAAAACCUUCACCAGGAGCAUAGUGUGAUGACACUGGAUCAGAAUGGCCAGAGGCAGUAGAAUUGCUACCUGUGAAGGCUUUAAAGAUGUCCAUGUAUGACAGGAGGUUGGUCUAGCUGACCACCAGAGGUCCUUUUCAGUUACCAUUUAAAGAUGGUGACAAAAUACGGGGAGAUCAGCUGCAGCUGAUAAGAAGGGAAAUUGCUGACCUGGAAGAACCCAAUGCCUAGUUGUCACUAGUAUUAGUUAUUAGCUGAAGUUUUAAUUAAUAGCUAGCAAAUUAGAAUAUGCUUUGAGAAAUAAUUUGACUAGUUAACUACUGGUUUUGCUCAAGAAAGCACCCUCUCAGAUGGUGUGCUGCUUCAGGAGUUUGUAGCAGAUGAGAAACAUAAGAGGUAUUGGCCUUAUUAGAAGGCCCAGGCCUUAGAAAUGCAAGGCAACUCUCAGAGGGCCUGAGACAGCCCUUCAAAUCAAACUGUUUUUUCCAAGCCUGUCACCCACCUCUGGAAGUAGAGCAGCAACAGAAGUUUGAACAUGUAUGCCUCCAGGGCCUGACAUGGUAUUCUGCCAGCAGUAACACAACUGGUACCUGUGUAGCUGUGGUAAGACGGGACUGUCAUCUUGGUUCUAAUACAACUCCUACCUAGGAAAUAGAAGAGAAGCUUUCUCAAAUGCCUCAUAUCCUAAGGAAAUUUGAGUUAACUGACUGCAGCUCUUUGCUAUGAGGUAGUGUUCCAGGUUAGAGUUACUAAUUCUGUUCAGGUUCUUUUAACAUUACAGUCUGCUACUGAUCAGCUCUGAGGAAGUUGAAGAGGACACCUACCUGGAGACAAACUACCCAUGAAGAGAAGAGAUGGCACCAUGAGACUAUCGAGGAUGGACAUUUUCAUGUCCCAGUAUGCUCCUGGAAAAAGAAAAAAAAUUUUUUCAAAGCUCAGUGGUCAUGUUAGGUCAAAUAAUUUGUUCUGUUCCAAUAGCUAAACUAUUUCAGAUGCCCAUUAACAACUUACACCUUUCUGGUAUCUUCAAUGGGAGAGUGCUAUAACUAGUCUGUACUCUUCCUUCUUGUUCUGGCAGUGCAUCUUUGAGAAGGAGAAUUUGCUACUUCUAAGUAGCUCUCAAAAAAACUCCCAAAACAACCUCAGCAGAAAAACCCUCCUUCUUUCUGAAGACUUAGAGUGAGUUGAAGUGAAGGCCAGAGAUGUGAUGAGACCAUUAUGAGAUGUCUUUGGAAUUAUCUUUAAUUCUCCCUUAUUUAAAGUAAAUUAAGUUGUGCUAUAGGCUUUCUUAAACUUGUAAUGCAUGUAGUCGUUCCCUUUACACUCCUACUCUGCCACUACUACAAUCUACGUAGCUUUUAGUUUUGGUGUAUCAUGUAUCAUUAAAAGCUAGAUACUGGAGUGGAUACAUAAAUGAUUCAAACCUGCCCUCUAAUCUCCUAAACCAUGUGCUAGAAAGCAGUCUUAAAGCAUAGUUGUUCAUAGCUGGUUGAUACUGUCUUGCACAAACCAGGAUGGCAUUUUAUUUCUCUGAGUUUAUCUCCAAUACAUUAUUCAGAGAAAUAUACAAUUCUGUUAUGCUGAAGGGCUUAAACAUCAGAACUGCAGGUCCAAUAAAAUUCAACAUUUACAUCUCUGUUAACAUACUAGCAAUUGCCCCCCCCUUGAAGGAAUAGCACCUGGUCUGACUUUUCUGUGUAAAGAGAAAGCGGAAAAGUUAGAAAGCAGCAACAUGUACUGGAAGAAGCAAGCAGUAGUUACUGAGCAGAGACAGGGUCAAAGAGAUGAAACUACCAAGGCCUGGGAAAUGCAAAUCCAGCAACUGGUGAAGUGCCAUAGGGGACAAGGGAGAAACUGGACUAUCUUUGGUAAAGCUUAAUAGCACAUUACUGCUAUAGGACAAGGUUUUCUGCAUUACUUUUCAAUUACAACUAUCAGUGCAUAAAGAAUUAAUUGUACAGUAGUUAGAGAGUAAGACUUAAACUCUGUCUCUUUCUUCUUCAGAAACACAUCUGACAACUACAGAAGUAUCUACUAAGGAAUAAGAAGCUAACCACUGCCUCCUUACAAGUUAUAUGUGCCUGCAAAACCUAUCAGUGCCUAACAGCUGAAGCUAACUCUGGAGCAAGUUACAAGGCAUGCUAUUUGCCAGAACCUGCCUGUACUUACCUUCAGCUCAAGAAACAAGUACCACAGCUACAACCAUAGCUUGCAACUGUACCUGUAACUAUUCUAGUUUUAUUACAGAACAAAGCAGUAGAUUCAGUGUCUACCAAGUUGAGAGGUAACAACUGGAGGCAAACAGUUAAUCUGUACUCUUCAGGUAGUGCUGGGCUUCCAGGCUUAACUCAAACCUUCUGUUUUGGCUUAAAAUUUUACUCAGCAAAUAAUAAAACUGAGUAAGCUUCUUAAA
Messenger RNA from Athene cunicularia (burrowing owl), 3966 nucleotides. Its product is annotated as coiled-coil domain-containing protein 173-like. NCBI's taxonomy places the organism in Eukaryota, Metazoa, Chordata, Aves, Strigiformes, Strigidae. The record is from RefSeq and is a predicted model, not a curated record. The transcript is spliced from 5 exons. Bases 1 to 504 code for a protein of 167 amino acids.